Molecule: messenger RNA, 2271 nt
Organism: Sungouiella intermedia
Lineage: Eukaryota; Fungi; Ascomycota; Pichiomycetes; Serinales; Metschnikowiaceae
Source: the annotation of a GenBank genome assembly
AUGUCUUCUUCCAGCGUCAACGUGGAUAAUCACUCCGCGGCCCGGGCUAGAACAAAGCCUCAUGCCAGCGAGGACGCCAUUGACGCCGAAAUCCUUCAGGUGCCAGACCAAUCGGCUCAGGAGAAGUAUGACUCCAGUGCUAGUCUGGAGCUCAUCAAGUUGGAAGCAUGGUUGGCUCCCUUAGUAUUCACCAUCACGUCGUUUGUGCUCAGAAUGUACAGAAUCAGUGUUAACAACGCUGUGGUGUGGGACGAGGCCCAUUUUGGAAAGUUCGGUUCCUACUACUUGAGACAUGAGUUCUACCACGACGUGCACCCACCUUUAGGUAAGAUGAUGGUGGGUUUGUCUGGAUGGAUGGCCGGCUACAAUGGAUCGUGGGACUUCCCUUCGGGAGAGACCUACCCGGACUAUAUUGAUUACACCAAAAUGAGACUUUUCCAGGCCACCUUCUCAUCCUUGUGUGUACCAUUGGCUUACUUCACUGCUAAGGAAGUUGGCUUCUCCAUUCCUGCUGUGUGGUUGUUCACCACCAUGGUCACGUUUGAGAUGUCCUACGUCACUUUGGGUAAGUUCAUCUUGCUCGACUCGCCCCUCUUGUUCUUCACUGCCGCUACCGUGUUCACCUACUCGAGAUUCAACAACUUCAACAACAAGAAGUUGGAAUUCUCACGCAAAUGGUGGAAGUGGCUCUUGCUCACCGGUGUGGCUAUCGGCUGCACUUGCUCCACUAAGAUGGUGGGUCUCUUCGUCACAUCCUUGGUUGGUAUCUACACCGUCGUUGACUUGUGGGGUAAGUUUGGUGACAAGACCGUCUCGUGGAAGAAGUAUGGCUACCAUUGGGGUGCCCGUAUUCUUGCAUUGAUUGUAGUGCCCAUGCUUGUGUUCUUGUUGUCGUUCAAGAUCCACUUCGACUUGUUGUACAAGUCUGGUACUGGAGAUGCCAACAUGUCUUCUUUGUUCCAGGCUAACUUGGUCAACUCUGAUGUCGGUGGAGGACCCAGAGACGUCACCUUUGGCCACUCUUUUGUUACCCUUAAGAACCAAGGUUUGACCGGCGGUUUGUUACACUCGCACGUUCAGACUUUCCCUGAAGGUUCCAAGCAGCAGCAGGUCACCACUUACGCCCACAAGGACUCCAACAACAAUUGGGUGUUCCAGAAGCCUCGUGGUGUUCCUCACUUCGACCCAGACAACGACAAGUCUGCAGACUAUGUCUUGGAUGGUCAGUCGGUCAGAUUGUUGCACGCCAUGACCGGCAGAAACUUGCACACCCACGACGUGGCUGCCCCAGUGACGAACUCCGAGUUCGAGGUGGCUGGUUACGGUAACUUGACCAUUGGUGACCUUAAGGAUAAUUGGGUGGUGGAGAUCAUGGAGUCGCAAGGUAAUGAAAACUCCUCCCGUUUGCACCCAUUGACUUCGUCUUUCAGAUUGAAGAAUCCAGCCAUGAACUGUUACUUGGGUGUCACUGGAAACUCUUUGCCACAGUGGGGUUUCAGACAGGGAGAAGUUGUUUGUUUCAAGAACCCAUUCAAGAAGGACAAGAGAACCUGGUGGAACAUCGAAAACAACAGAAACGAAAUUUUGCCUGAUGCUCCAGCUAACUUCACCUUGCCAAAGACUCGCUUCCUCAGAGACUUUAUUCAACUUAACUUGGCGAUGAUGGCUACCAACAACGCUUUGGUGCCCGACCCAGACAAACAGGACGAUUUAGCUUCCCAGUUUUGGCAAUGGCCCACUUUGAACACUGGUAUCAGAAUGUGCUCAUGGGCCAACGAUAAGAUCAAGUACUAUUUGGUGGGCUCUCCUGCAACCACAUGGACCUCUUCUGUUGGAGUUGUAUUGUUCUGCUUCAUCACUUUGUACCAUUUGAUCAGAUGGCAGAGACAAAUCAACGACUUCGAAACCGAACACAAGCUCAAGACCUUCUUGAUGGGAGGUAUCUACCCUAUGUUUGGUUGGGGUUUGCACUUCAUGCCAUUCGUCAUUAUGGGCAGAGUCACUUACGUGCACCACUACUUGCCAGCAUUGUACUUUGCCAUGUUGGUUUUCUGCUACGAAGUGGAGGCCUUCACGCUCCCAUUGAAGAGAUCUACCAAUUCCAACUACAGAUACUUGUACUGGGUUAUCUACUUGGGCUUGUAUGCCUUGGUUAUUGGCACCUUCUGGUACUUCAGAUGGAUCUGUUGGGGUUUGGAGGGACCAAAGGAGAACUGGAAGCAUUUGAACUUGUUGUCGUCGUGGAGAGUUGCUAACGACAACUACUCCUGA